CACUCUCCGAGCGGCCGCCUCUCCGUGCGGAGCUCACAGCCGCCUGUCCGCAGAAGGAUAACUGCUCCUUUUUUCCGCUCUUCUCCUCCCAAACACGGCGGCAGCUGUUCUUGCUGUGUGCUGCAGGAAGCAGCAGCCCCUGCGCCGUGCACAGAGGCAAUACUGACGGGUACCGCGCUCCAGGUGUAACCUCAGCUCAGAAAGUGCUGCUGCAGAGCUGAUCCCCGGGGAAAGAAACACAGGACGCCAUAUUUGACUCCAUCAUCCAACUCCUCACAGCACGUAGCUGGGUGCCGUUAUCCUCCUCCUCCUCCUCCUCCUCUUCCUCCUCGCCCCUCAUUGUGUUCUGAUCCUCUUUAUUGUGGGAGUUGAGUCGCCGCCGCUGGGUUGCCCGCUCCCUACUUCCUUCUCCUCUCCCUCCCUGCCAUGUCCAACGACAGCGGCCUCCUCCACGUCUGGGAGGCCUCCAAUUGGGCAGACACCUCUCAGUGCCCGCCCUCGGUAGGCGGGGCAACAUUCCUCAUCGUGGCGUACAGCGCUGUCAUUGCCAUCGGGUUGCUAGGCAACGCAGGUCUGGUGUUCAUCAUCGCCCGGCAACAGGAGUUGCGCAACGUCACCAACAUCCUGAUCGCCAACCUGUCGUGCUCCGACAUCCUUAUGUGCAUCGUGUGCCUGCCCGUCACCGUCAUCUACACGCUGAUGGAUCGCUGGGUGCUGGGGGAGGCCCUGUGCAAGGUGACGCCCUUUGUUCAGUGUAUGUCCGUGACAGUGUCGGUCUUCUCCCUGGUGUUGAUCGCUUUGGAGCGUCAUCAGCUGAUCCUCCAUCCCACCGGCUGGUCCCCUGCCGCUGGACACUCCUAUCUGGCUGUGGGGCUGACAUGGCUGGUUGCCUGCUUCAUUUCACUGCCUUUCCUCUCCUUCAACAUCCUCACCAAUGACCCAUUCCAGAACAUCAGCCUCCCCGCCAACCCCUUCAGGGAUCAUUUGAUCUGUAUGGAGCUGUGGCCGUCAGACAAGCAUCGCCUCGCCUACACGACCUCGCUGCUUAUCUUCCAGUACUGCCUGCCCCUUCUGCUGGUGCUCCUCUGCUACCUCCGGAUCUUUCUACGCCUGAGACGUCGCAGGGACAUGCUGGAGCGCAGCAGGAGGACUCGAGGAGCCCAGAGGAUAAACGUAAUGCUGCUGGCCAUCGUCAUAGCCUUUGCUCUGUGCUGGCUGCCACUGAAUGUCUUCAACACUCUGUUUGAUUGGCACCACCAGGCCCUCCCAGACUGUCAGCACGACACAGUGUUCUCUGCCUGCCACCUGACAGCGAUGGCCUCUACCUGCAUUAACCCCAUCGUUUAUGGCUUCCUCAACAGCAACUUCCAGAGGGAGCUGAAGUUGACGCUGCAGCGCUGCCAGUGCGGCAACCGGGCUACAGAAAGCUACGAGAGCUUCCCUCUAUCCACCGUGGGCAGCGAGGGCAUGACCAAAGCAACGUCACUCAACAGGAUGGGCUCGAUGUGCGUCCCCUCACCUAGACCUGAGAUCGGUUCGGCAAUACUCGCCAAGACAUUACCAGCUGCCACCUAAAAUCAAGGACUAUGAGCACUGUCUUCUGACAGGUGGUUCAUCAGCGGUUCACAGCUGGAGGCAGUGUGCUAACAGCUGUCUGGGAUGACUGCGUAAGUCAAAUACUGCUUCAACUUGGCUUGGGUUCCAUCACUUCACUGCCAGAGAUAAACAGCUGAUUUGACCUGUCACCAAAUGUUUGGUGACAGGAAUGAAUGAAGAGGCUGAACGAUGCUGCUUUGAGUCCCGAACACGAGCAGGAAUCCUUGUUUAAAGUAACUCUGCCGAGUGACAGAAGAGAGAGGAGGCAGGAGAGCUGGUAGCAGAGACUUUUCAGUAAGACACGCCCCUUAGUUACUAUAACUAGGGCUAUUAGUUUUAGCUUUUCUCGAAUGUUGUUUGAAUGCUGCAACCAGCCAUUCUACAGCAUUCCAAAAUGGCAACAUUCUAACGACAUUCUAGUGUCAUAGACACAGUGGUGGGUUCUGUCGGUCACUCUGUUGGUUGGACGGUCUGUCCACAAACAGACUGACCGACAGAACAAACAGCUAACCAAAAGACCAUACAACCAACAGAGCAACCGAUGGACGGAGCAGCUGACCCACAGACCGUCCACCCAACAGACCGAAAAGCUGACCCACAGAUGGUCCAACCAACAGAUGGACUGACCAAUAGACCGACCAGCUGUUCAAAAGACCGUCCAACCAACAGACUGACUAGCUGACCAAAAGAUCGUCCAACCAAAGACUUUGGUGUUGAGAGAACUGAAUUCAGCUCACCUAACAGAGCAUCAGCAGCUGCAGCGCCAUAUGUUCUUGACAUUCUUCUACAGACAGAACCAGUGGCCCCUCCCACUCUGCAAUGAAGCAGGGGAUGUUGGUGGAACCAGGUUACACUGCUUUGAAGAUUCUUUGUGCAAAGAGCUCAGCAGGAGUUUUCAGCUGUAACUUUCUGUAUGCUAACACAAACUGUUACUGCUGCUGAAAAAUGUACUAAAAACUGAAGGAAGCUAACAAAAUCAAGUUUAAAAAUUGGUUCUAUUACCGAAGCCAAUGUGAGAUCUCUGGCUGUCUCUGCCAACAUUUACUGCCGAAAUUCUUUUGCAGUUCUUCAGUUUACUUUCAGACACAAGCAAAUUGUUUAGUGUUGCACACAGGUGUUGAUUUGAUGAAAUGAAAUGACGACUGUUACUGACAGUUGUAUAAAAUCGCCUAGUAAUCGGGUUAACAUUUGAGUCAGUUUUAAGUAGCUGAGUAAAAGCUGUAAAAGUUGGUAUUGUCUUAAAGAAUCAAACUUAAAACUAGUAGGUAAAGUGUCAGCAUCUUGAACAGCAUAGAAAUAAAACCAGAGCUCUGUCACAGUGUAGCAGCCAAGCAUAGCAUUGUUGCAGGCAGUUUUAAAGCAAUUAAAUUAGAUCUGUCCUGUUCUCUCUUAUUAUCUUUUUCAUUUUAAACAUCACCAAAAUUUCAAAUAUUGUGCUCAGAGUAUGUAGAGAUAAUCACUGAGAGUCCAAACCUCAGGCUGUGCACAGCUCUAAAUGUUCAGUUUAAUCUUUUUUUUUCUAUUCUUGGAACUGUAUUUGAUGCCACAGACAGAGAUGAUGUCCUUCAAUGGUCAUCUCAUUUCACCCACUUCUGCUAAAGGGGGGCAGAAAUUAAAUGAAAGUUGGUUUACAUUACAGGGGAUGAAGUGAAGGGCAGCGUCGAGGCCUAAUGUUUAAUUAAUAGUGGUUCGUUUGAGCUACACCGGCUCAAGAUUAAUAAUACAGAACUCAUAAUUAGCAUAAGAGGACCCUUUCAACACAGAAAUCAAUUUAAUCUCGUAGUAUAGACAUGCCUUGUAUUAUCGGUUUGGGGUUUAGUUGAGUUAAGUUAGGUUAGGUUCAGUUGAGUUGGGUUGAUGAGUUCGGUGAGGUGGGGUAGGGUUGGGUUAGGUUGAAUUGAUGAGUUGGGUUGGGUUGAAGUGAGUUUGGUUGAGUUGGGUUAGGUUAGGUUAGUGUAAACGAUGCGCAACAGACCCGACCACAUCUCAACACUUGUCAGCGUACACUUUUCUUUAUUGCGAUUACUGUUCAUAACAAUACUCACGCUGCAGCUUUCCAGCUCACAGGAGAAGAUUAGUGACUUAUAUGCAGUGGAAAACAAUAUGGUUGCAGGUUUAUAUGGUCAUAUGGUUAACUAUUGCAGAAGUUGUUAAUAAAAUCCACUGAGUGAGUGACUCUGUGCUAAUGUUAGCGUUUACAUACUUGAGCCGAUUUUGUCCUAAUUUCAGUGACUGCAUCUCAAAUAAAGUUUUGAAAGAUGCCGUUUAGCCUUAUUUUGUGCUGAAUGAAAAGAAACUGUAGGAAUGUUUCACACUCAGUUUGUAGCAGCUUCACACACUCUUACACUAUUCUACUGUUCAUGUCAGACAUACUGUUAUAGUUACAGUGACUAUUACACUUACAGUUAUCCAACCCUGUCUUUCUUCCUUUUUGUUAAAGCAUAAAUUUUAUUUCUUAUAUCUCUAAAAUCUCCUCCUGUCUUUUGCAGAUGGAAAAUAAUGCCCUGGUUUUGGGAUUCUCUCCAGUACAGGUUUUCAAUUUGAUCAACAUUUGAGCAAUUUUAUAAGCUAUAAAUUUUCCACACAUCUGAAUGAUAACAAAUGUUAAAAGACCAAGUUUCUAAUCUCCUUUUUCAAAAAUAAAACCUAUCUGGCUGCGGAUGUUUGUUCUCUCUGUGGAGUCAUUUCAGUUUCAAACUCAUGAUUUAGUUUUUGGUUAAAAUGACCAAACAUGGGACCAAACUCUUCUUUCUUGUAGAACUGGGGAUGAGUUCCCUCUGUCAGCGUCUUCAUGCCAUUAAAGUGAGAAAGGUGUAGUCUGU
Molecule: messenger RNA, 4418 nt
Organism: Oreochromis aureus
Lineage: Eukaryota; Metazoa; Chordata; Actinopteri; Cichliformes; Cichlidae
Gene: npy8ar
Product: neuropeptide Y receptor Y8a
Exons: 5
Coding region: 427-1575 (382 amino acids)
Biological process (GO): G protein-coupled receptor signaling pathway
Cellular component (GO): plasma membrane; neuron projection
Molecular function (GO): neuropeptide Y receptor activity; neuropeptide binding
Source: RefSeq, a predicted model, not a curated record